Molecule: messenger RNA, 8132 nt
Organism: Carassius gibelio (silver crucian carp)
Lineage: Eukaryota; Metazoa; Chordata; Actinopteri; Cypriniformes; Cyprinidae
Product: glycine receptor subunit beta-like
Exons: 11
Coding region: 507-2015 (502 amino acids)
Biological process (GO): chloride transmembrane transport; regulation of membrane potential; signal transduction
Cellular component (GO): synapse; postsynaptic membrane; neuron projection
Molecular function (GO): transmembrane signaling receptor activity; neurotransmitter receptor activity; extracellularly glycine-gated chloride channel activity
Source: RefSeq, a predicted model, not a curated record
CCAUCCCAUGCCCUCAUUUACUCCUGCGGGCUCAGUGUAAAUCUGUUAAGAGAGCGGACUGCGAUUUAAUGCGACACAAAGGACAAAUCGAGGUGAGGAGGAGCUGUUCAGAAAACCACUUACACCUCGUGAAUUUCUGGAGCAUCUCUUGCUUAAUAUGAUCAGAGUGGGCUGCUUUCACUCUUAUGCUUUUAUGUGCUGCCAACAGCUUUCAUUUGUUCAUCUUAUGAUUUUGCAUAAUACAAGUCCUUUAUAUGUCCAGAAUCACUUAAUGGUAUUAGCACAGUACGAUUCGUAAGUUAAAUCCAGGCAGAGAAAGUGACGCCGGUGCUGGACAGCGCGUGCUUCAUCACGCGAGAGCACAGCAGCAACCCCACUGCAGCGGGACAGGUGCAUCCACGCGCAAUCCAUCACACACACCGAAACUGAACCCGAGUGUGGAUGUACAUACAGUGACAGACAUGUGUGUUUGAGCGGGGGACACUAAUAUCAGCUGUUUUCUCUUCAUGAGGUGUGCAGUCAUGGUUCUCAAAGGUCUGAUCGUGUUGUUGCUGUUGGUACAGUUCUCUGCAGAGAGCACUGCAGAAGGAGGCAAACACAAGAAGGGGAAAAAGGGCAAGCAAGUCAUCUGCCCCUCUCAGUUAUCAGCAGAGGACUUGGACAGAGUCCCAGCCAACUCAACCAGCAACAUUCUGAACCGCUUGUUGAUGACCUAUGAUUCACGAAUACGACCAAACUUCCAAGGUAUCCCAGUGGAGGAUAAGGUGAACAUCUUCAUCAACAGCUUUGGGUCAAUCCAGGAGACCACAAUGGAUUACCGUGUUAAUAUAUUCCUGCGACAGCGCUGGAAUGAUCCACGGCUACGAUUGCCAACUGAUUUUAAGUCGGAUGCACUGACCGUUGAUCCAAAAAUGUUCCAGUGCCUGUGGAAACCAGAUCUGUUUUUUGCCAAUGAAAAAAAUGCUAAUUUUCACGACGUUACACAGGAAAACAUACUGCUGUUCAUUUUUCGCAAUGGAGAUGUCCUCAUCAGCAUGAGGUUGUCUGUGACUCUUUCUUGUCCUCUGGACCUACAACUGUUUCCUAUGGACACCCAGCUCUGCAAGAUGCAGUUAGAGAGCUAUGGCUAUACCACAAAGGAUCUUGUUUUUAUGUGGCAGUCUGGAGACCCUGUUCAGAUGGAUGAGAUUGCUUUACCACAGUUUGAUGUAAAGCAAGAGGACAUUAAGUAUAGAAACUGCACAAAAUUCUACCAGGGAACAGGUCAUUAUACUUGUGUGGAAGUCAUCUUCACUCUCAGAAGGCAGGUGGGCUUUUAUAUGAUGGGUGUUUAUGCUCCCACCCUGCUUCUUGUCGUCCUAUCAUGGCUGUCCUUCUGGAUCAACCCUGACGCCAGUGCAGCUCGAGUCCCCUUAGGCAUUCUGUCUGUUCUGUCACUGUCAUCCGAGUCUAUGUCUCUAGCAUCUGACCUUCCUAAGGUCUCCUAUGUGAAAGCCAUUGAUAUCUGGAUGAUUGCCUGUUUGCUGUAUGGUUUUGCCUCUCUUGUGGAGUACGCUGUGGUUCAGGUGAUGCUGAACAGUCCCAGGCGCAUUGAGGAAGAGAAGAUAAAGAUGGCUGAGAAAGAGAAAGAAAGAGAAAAAAGGGAGAACAAGACACCAGCAAAAACUAACAGUGCCAAUGGCACUGGUGGGACACCUAUACAUGUCAGCACACUACAGGUUGUGGAAAACCGCUGUAAGAAGGUGUGUACUUCAAAAUCUGAUCUGCGCUCAAAUGAUUUCAGUAUUGUCGGUUCUCUCCCACGGGAUUUUGAACUCUCCAACUUCGACUGUUACGGCAAGCCCAUUGAGGUCACAGAUGCUGCCGGUAAAUCACAGAACAAGAACAAGAAGAAGCCGUCACCUCCGAAACCCGUUAUCCCGUCUGCUGCUAAAAAGGUUGAUCUCUAUGCUCGAGUUCUGUUCCCUUUCACCUUCCUUUUCUUCAAUGUUAUUUACUGGUCUGUCUACCUGUGACCAUGACAGAGUGUAACUGUGCGUUCACAAGCAGCAGCAUGUCAGGGCGUUGAGGAGAGUUGUGCUGCAUCCAGAUGUGCCUACUUAUACUAUGCCCAUAAAACUAUGUACUUUUUUGUGAAGAAAAAGUACACACGUUUGAGUGUGUCGUAGAAAAGUAGGCAAGCUUUAGGACAUACUAUCAUGACACAAUUGCGUCUUUAAAGGAGCUCUCUGUCGCAUAAUUACAUGAAUCCUGUCACUGUAAACUGGCCUGUCAAUCAUCUUCUCACAGUUAACAUCCUCCCACAUUUAAUUUAACUUCCUACCAUAUCGAAGAGAAAAUAAGUUGCACGUUGGUCUGCGAGGUCAUGCGGAGAACUCUGCUCAUAUUUUCUUCAUAAUAAUAAAUUUAAAAUUUAACGACCAAACGGAUGUUUAUAACAGUUUACAUUGCUGUUGCAGACGAAAUAUAACACAGAUAACAUUAAAUAAAUAUUUUUUACCAGGUUAAAUAUUGAUUAUUAAUAACUCAAACCCCUUUAUCCAGGGGCGACUUUACUAAUAAGCAAAGUAAGCGGCGGCUUAGGGCCCAGGGAAUCAGGGGUCCCAUCUCUUAGGCCUAUUGGCAAAAAAUAUUUGCAGUGUUGAGCAAUGUAGCCAAGCACAGACAUAUAAUUUAAUUUCUUGAAUGCAGUGACUCAACAUGUUUAAUUCAGAAUCCACUCACAGUGCCAAUUUUUUGUCAAGUCCUGAGUUCUGCAAGCUCGGGCUCCUCUCAUUAUAACAAAGUGUAGAUACUAUGUAAAUAAGAGAUUUAUUGUGCCAUGUAGAGAGCUUAUUAACGGAAUGUUGUGAGAUUGCAAUGAACUGAAGUGAGUGACAGCUUUUAUUGAUUAUAUGAGGGAGCACCCUUUCGCGCAUUCUAGGCUGUAUAAUACUGUCUGACUGUCUCAGAACAGGGAUGUUCACCUCAGUAAAGAACUUGUGUUCAAGUCUUAAUUUUAUUUAUCUUGAUGUUUCAAAUUGUAACGUGUGCAUGUAAUAUUAGCCAUUAGAGUGUGCACAGAUCUACUGUACACUUCAAAAAUCGACCUGAAAUAGUAGACCAUCCGGGGGGUUUUGGCAUACUCUUUUCAACAUACUAUGCUUUGGGACAAACUAAUGCUAAUCUCACAUACUAUUUAGGAUGGAUUAGUAUGGACAUUGGGAUGCAGGGAGAAAGUCAUGUCAGCUUUAUUGUAAUGAGCUCUGACGCAGUGAGGCGGCCACCAAUCGGAAUGUAGAAGUCCUCCUCUUGAGAGGAUUCCAAAGAACGCCAGUCCUGUAAACUUUGGUUCCGACCACAUUAGUUCCCAAUAAUUUUCAUGCUAGAACUCUUGUUUUUCAGCGUGAAUGCAAUUCAUUUGCUCAAAACGUCACAGAUUUGACCAGUUGCAUUUAGGCUACACUUCAACCAGGACAGUUUGUAAUGCAGGCUGCGCACAAAUUAAUGUUAAUGUUAAUUAAAGACCAAGGCUACUAAACGUCUCCUAUAAACUGCAUGUUGAAAUUAGACUUAGUUAGCACUUAACCAUGAACACAAAAUAAUGGCUUUUAUUGGUUUAUUUUGUUAGCAAACAUAGCUAUAAUUAAGUUCCCUGUCAAGGGAACUUCGAACUGCGUCCUCUGAAGGGACACUAUUUGCAACACCUCGUCGUGACCCGUGUCUGAAGCAUACUUUGAAAAACGCCAACGUGUUGGCCGGCGACAGCCUCUGAAGUAGGGCUGCAACUAACGAUUAUUUUGAUAAUCGAUUAAUCUGUCGAUUAUUUUUACGAUUAAUCGAUUAAUCGGUUUAUGUACUUAUAUUUUAGUUUUUUCCCCAAGUAAAUUAUUAAUAAAGGGUCUUUAUCAUUCAGCAUAGAUUUUUAAGAGAUUUUAACCAUUUUGCAUUGUCAUAUCCUCAUCAAAAAUAUACCUGGAGUUGUUUUAUUAUGUUAGUAAUCCUUUGUCGAACUCUUCUGCAAUCAAAACACUGACCCAUACUCUAGCAAAAUUCACAAGGAGAUUUCAAAUAUUGUUUUCACCAUGGCAGUCCUUAGAGCUCCUAAAGUAGUUUAACAUCCCAAACAAAGCUUAAGGAAUCUUUGAGAACAUAUUUUCACGAAGUAUAAGGAUAAAACAGAAUAAAAUUGCAGUGCAUUGUAUUUUAUUAUUUACUGGGAAAAAGCUUUAUAGCUUAUGCUGUGAAAUUGUAAACAAUCCUUCGAAAAAAAGUGCCAAUGGCAUGAAACCUGAAUGGAACUCACAAUUUAAAGUAAAAUCCAUCAGAAGGUUGUCCAGAAAAAAAAAAAAAAUUGGGACACACACAAAAAACCUGCUGUGUGAAAAAGAGCAGUGAAUACUUUCAUUCAUUCAGUCAUAAUUAGGCUGCAAGUCUGAAUUAUGAACUGGUAAACGACAAACUGAUCACAUAACAUGUUUGUAAAGCUUUAAAUGUUAACUGUUAAAAAGCAAUGUUAUCAGCUUUUACGACUAAACUUUUGCAAACAACCUUGUACUGGAGAAUCUGCACAAAUAAAAUUCUUAGGGGCCGUUCACAUAUCGCACCUAAAAACGUGUGGAAAACGCUAGUCGCGCCGCUUUCUCCUUCUUUCCAAAGCGCUCGGGCAGAAGCGCCCCUGAGGCGUCUGCCUUUGCUAAGCAACCAUGACGUGCUCUCUCCAUGACGUGCCCUCUCCAUGAAGACCCGGAAAUUUCAGCAAAGGAUAAAUGGAUGCGGUGUGGACGCGCCUGGAAAAACGGGCGCAUCGCACUGCGUGCGUGUCGCGACCGCGUCGCUUCCAUUAUGAGAGUGCAUACUGCGCGCCUACAUAGGAAAUAACGAACUUGAGCACGCAAAAGACAUGAUAUGUGAACGGCCCCUUAAACAGUUCAGUAGUGCAGAGUUUACAGGUUACUCUUCAUUUUGAAGGCUCAAAGUAAAGUACUCCCACUUCCCGCUGAAUGCUGCAGAGACGCUAUUCGGGAAGCACGUGACAUAAAACGAGGCCAGCUAUUGGCUAUUCGCUACUUCACCUGCUGUACUGGCUGAGUAAAACCUCCGGUGGCUCAUUACUGCCACACUUUGGUCACUGCAGAUUUGAAAUAUGCACGAAAUGAGCCGCUUAUGGCAAAUAAAAUUUAUUUAGCGACGAAUCGAUUACUAAAUUAGUUGACAACUAUUUUAAUAAUCGAUUUUAAUCGAUUAAAUCGAUUCGUUGUUUCAGCUCUACUCUGAAGUCACUACCGGUGCGACUAUAAAUACGCGCCCGUAGGACCCGUCACUUAUCUUCUUCGUCUUCAUUGACUGUUUUGUUUGAAGCGUGCAUCUGAGAAUAGACCAGAACGGUAAGAGCGAUCUAUUAUUGUUAUCAUGGCAUCCACUAGCAUGGCGCCCGAACAACAAAGGGGUCCUGGCCCAUCUCGAUCUGAGGAUCGAAGACGGGUGCACAAGGCUAGUGUCGCGGCUCGCACUCCUCCGAGUGGAAUCGCGGGUCACGAAGAGGUAAGCAGGGUCUGAGGGAUGUGAUUCAGACGAGGCAGCGUUCUCGUCUGGAUCGGAGCGAUACCUAGGAGUUAUGCACUUCCUUCGGAUGUUUUUAACUUCUAUUUUAUUUCUCCCCUGCCUCAUUCCCCUGUAGCCACCAGCGCUCCACCUGAUCGGGGUUAGGUGGAAAGUUUCUCACAUAACAGUCUCCUAUCCUGGACCUGUUAUGUUUUGGUUGGUCCUAUUUUCAUAGUGACCACCUUACUGACGGUCCGGACCAAAAGGGGGCACCCCGUAAAGCGGGACUCCAGUACAGGAGGGAGGGUGAGUAUGUAACCCUUUCUGCUUAUGGGUGUUAUGUUGCUGGUGGUUAUAUGUCUACUAACAAACUCUGUGAGUUUCCUUUACAGUGCUCAGUUCCAGCCUUGUGCUCUGGUAUUAGGUGACCACGAUCACAGGCUUUCGGCAGGCGGCCGUGCCACAUGGGUUUGCCCCCCCGGGCGCGACACCCGCCGCGGAGCGAGUCCCGCGUGUGGGAAGCAAGCGCUCUGCGGUUGCUCAUCCCACACCCCCUCCCGAGGAGCCUGGCUGAUCGUCAGAACUGGCACAGCACUGCAGGGAAUUUCAUGGAUGUCCAUCCAGGUCUCCCUGAGGGGCCGCCUGGCCGUUUGGCGCAUCCGGGUAGGUGGUAGUUACGGAGUCCUUCUGUAUUUACUGCCUCAGGUGAUGCUCCCCUCGCUUGAGGGUUGGAGCUCGCCCCUCCCAUGCGAUCCAGCGCCAAUGCGAUGCUUAGGAACCUUUCUGUACACACGAUAAGCCUGUGUACUUUCUCAAAACCACAUGGUGGUCAGUGUGCACAUGAAAACUUUGCGAACUGUCUCAAAUCCACGGUGGUACGGUGGUACAUGGUGGUAAGUGUGCACGCAAGACUCUGCUCACUUUCUAAAAUCCCCAAGCAUCGCUUCUCUCAACAUGAGGGGCUGUGUGGACUCCCACAUAUUGUGGUUAUCAGAUAGUAGGCUUCAUCAGGCCUCUCUGAUGGUGAGCUCCCACAUACUGUGGUUGUCAGGUAGUAGGCCUCACCAGGCCUCCCUGGAGAUUUAGCUCCCACAUACUGUGCGUUUCCACUAAAUAGCAUAUUGUGGUUUUUCAGAUAGUAGGCUUCACCAGGUCUCUCAGAAGGCGAGCUCCCACAUACUGUGGUUGUCAGGUAGUAGGCCUCACCAGGCCUCCCUGGAGAUUUAGGUCCCACAUACUGUGCGUUUCCACUAAAAAACGAGCUCCCACGGUUUGUGGUUGUCAGGUAGUAGGCCUCACCAGGCCUCCCUGGAGUCGAGUUCCAUAUUACCUUCCACUGAGGUGGUUAUCUGGUAACAGGUAGUAGGCCUCUCUAGGUCUCUCUGUAGAUGAACUCCCACAUAUUGUGGUUAUCAGAUAGUAGGCUUCACAAGUCUCUCUGAAGGUGAGCUCCCACAUACUGUGGUUGUCAGGUAACCUUUCAGUACACACGCUAAGCCUGUGUACUUUCUCAAAACCACAUGGUGGUCAGUGUGAAAGUUAACGUUUUGCGCACUGUCUGAAAUCCACGUUAAGUAGUAAGUGUGCACGCAAGGCUCUGCGCACUUUCUGAAAUCCUGUACGGUAAAGGUUACACGCUCCGCUUCAUUCCCUUUCUUGAGAUCAUUAGCCCCGGGGUUCCUUGGGCUUCAUUCAACCAGUGUGUAUUUGUUAUACACCUCAAGCACCGCCCCUCAACAAGGGGGGCUGUGUGGGCAAUUCUCGCGGUAGUUUAGCAGCGCUCCCCUUUUCUAAAAGGGUCGCCUAUGAGCAUGCUGCUCAGAGCUAGGAGUCCUCCUCUCAUGGGAGACUGAAUUCUCUGUUUUUUCAUCAGAGCGCUCCAGUACUACAUACUGUUUUGAGACACACUGUGAGAGCAGACAUCCUGCUGAGGCAGGGGCUGAGGCUCGGGGAAUGGCGCCUUCGAACCAAGGUGUGAAGCAGAGUUGGAGAGGUUGGCCAGACCUGGGUGGAUCGGUUUUGCGGCUCGAGAGAGCAUCGCACUAUCCCCUCUGGCCUCCUUCCAUCCAGCUCCAUUGGGGUUCUGUACGUUCCGUCCUCCAAUUGCUCUGCUCCCGGGCCAUUCUAUCUCCGAGCUGCUCUAUCAGAGUGCCACAAGAGCCCCUCCUUUGUGACAGGCAAGACUUGGUAAUAGAAAAACAGUGCUAGGUUCUUAGCCGUAUCCCUUUAAAGGAAUCUUUCGUGAUUCCAAGCCUUCAGCUCUACCCCGGGCCGAGGCCCUACAGGUAAGUUGGGUAUGUAGCUUAGGCCUUUGAUCAUAAGGGAUAAUGUCAUGGACAGCCGUCGAACCGUCCCAGGGGCGACUCCCGGUGAAAUGGUAGAGUUGGUACUUAGUGUUUGCCAUCAUUCUGGCCUGCACUCCCCUCAGCAUGGCGGUGUGGGUAUACUAUUCCCCAUAGUGUCCCUUCAGAGAACGCAGUUCGAAGUUCCCUUGACAGGGAAUGUCUCAGGUUACGAAUGUAACCAUGGUUCCCUGAGAGGGAAUGAGACACUGCGUCCUCUAGCUCCCUGCCAUGCUUCGGACGCAAGCUUCACGAAGAAGAUAAGUG